AUGCCCUUCUACCUGGUCGCCGUUCUACUGUUUUCAAACGCAUUCACUAAGGAGGAUGACGACGAUGAGCCUUUAUGUAAGGAUAGACUGCUAAAAUCCGAGUGCGCUUGGUUUAAGCAGAAAAAUUAUUGCGAGGGAGAAGAUCUUGCAGAAUUUUUGGAGACAAGAUGUCCAAAGACGUGCGACAUCUGUGCGAGAUUAUGUAAGGAUAGAUGGAGAACAGAAUUCUGCCAGAUCAUAAAGGAUAAAGGAAAUUGUGCCGUAACAAAAGCUACUGUUAGAACUAUGAGGGCAAAUUGUACAAAGACGGAGCAUAUCAACAUGUUCCUACAUCUAGUCGCCAUUCUUCUGCUUAUCAACAAUUUCUCCUCUCAGGAUAAUCCUCCCCCUCCGAAGUGUGUGGAUACAUGGAAAAAAGAAGACUGCCUUUGGUUUAAGAAUAAAGAUUAUUGUGAGAGACCAGAUCUUAAGGGUUUUUUGUACUCAAGAUGUGCAAGAACGUGCAUGUACUGUAGGGAAUGUAUAGAUAGAUGGAGAACAGAAUUCUGCCUGAUGAUCAAGGACAAAGGAAUUUGUGAUCUAUCAAUAGCUACUAGGCAUACAUUGGCGGAAAAUUGUACAAAGACGUGCGGCUACUGCAAGGAAGUAAUGGAAAGUCCGCCGAGACGACGCCUUCGUCCAAAAAGAAGGAGGGGACCACAUCGAUUCUGGACCAAGACGACACGUGCACGACUCGCCAUAGACAAUGGAUCAUGGAGACUUUGUAUCCACAGCGCAAGAGCAGCGUCCACAGACGCUGACAUGGUUGCCCUUCUCAGAGCUGAAGAAUGUGUCAAACUUCACGCGAUUGCUGUGCAAGGGAUUAAGAGCAGUAGGAGCGACACAGGAAAGAUGAAUGAUGCAGAGAGGGUGCUCAAGGAAUUGAACGAAACAGGGAAGAGAAAAGGAUUGCGAAUAAACAGAAAGAAGACACAGUUCAUGAAGAACGCGCACUGCGAGGACGGAGGAGUACAACUUAAAGGCUCCCAAAUUGUGGAAACUUCGCCAUACGUCUAUCUUGGACGUUCUAUGAAUAUGAAAAAGGACUUGAAGGAAGAACUGAAUAGAAGGACGAGAUCAGGGUGGACGGCAUUCGCACUCGUCAAGGAAGCUACGGACCAACUGAUGGGCGAAAAGCUUCGUGCCCAUCUGCUCGACUCGACAAUUCUUUCUCUGUUACGUAGCGAAGAAGUGGACAGACACCACUGCCACGUCUAG
Necator americanus (New World hookworm) is the source of this 1257-nucleotide messenger RNA. RefSeq lists its product as uncharacterized. The coding region runs from base 1 to 1257 and encodes 418 amino acids. The transcript is spliced from 8 exons. NCBI's taxonomy places the organism in Eukaryota, Metazoa, Nematoda, Chromadorea, Rhabditida, Ancylostomatidae. The record is from RefSeq and is a predicted model, not a curated record.